CAGUCUUCGUGAUGAGUCAUGUUUUAGGUUUUCCUUUUUUUGACCUAUUAGAUUUUUCAUAACUUCCAUUCCUGGGAAAUGAAAGCCAAGCUAAAGCAGAACUGAAGGUUUCACAUGAAAUGCAGAUACCACACCAGACCUUUAUCUUGGACGCAGCAUCAAGAACCGAACCAGCUCCUCAGAGAACCCGUCGAGAACCACAGCUGAAGGAUGUGUGCUGCUCAGAGUCCAACAACACUGGAGUCCAAACUGGAGGCCCUGCAGUGCCACUUCACCUGGGAUCUGGACCACAGCAAGUCCAUCCUCUUACGUCGCAGGGCCACCCUGGAGGACAUCGGCACCGAGGAGGGGAACAGCUGGCUGGGUCACAUCUACAACCUGCGGGGGUUCAUCCAGUACCAGCUGGGGUUCACCGAAGACGCCCAGAGUCUCUUCAGCAAGGCUGCAGAGGCCUUUAGGAAGACAAGAAACGCAGACCAGGGUCCCUGGUUGGUGGUGAACUACGGGGACCUGGCGUGGCUGCACCACCACCUGGGAGACCGAGCAGAGAGUCAGGCUUACCUGUCAAAGGUCCACGCCCUGAUGAAGAAAUACCCACCUCCAUCCCAGGACCCCCAGGACCAGCUCCAUCCAGAGAUCUACGCUGAGAAAGCCUGGACCCUGAUGAAGUUCAGCGCAGAACAAAAGAAACAGGCUGCAGAUUACUUCCAGAGAGCCAUCAGGAUGCAGCCGGACAUGGUGGAGUGGAACACCAGCUACGUCUUAGGGUUGGUGGGGUUUGUCAAGCACAACGACUACAAGGUGAAAGCUGAGCUUCUGGAGAAAAUGAGACUCGCCAAGGAACAGGAUCCAGAGAACAUGUACCUCGCUGCCCUCUACCUUAAUCAAUGCACUCAGAAAGGAGAAAACAUUGAAGAAGAAGCACGUGAGUUAGCCAGAAAGGUGCUGAGAAACCCUGUGAGCAGCUACAGUGGCAUUAGACCUUUACUAAAGGUCUACAGUUACUACAUCUCUGUUGACACGGCCAUUGCUUUGGCCGAGGAGGCUCUGGGAACCCAUCCAGACCAGCGUUAUCUGAAGCGAUGCGCUGCACUCUGCUACAAAUGGAAGAUCGUUUACGUCAGGGAGCGUCGCCUGAGUCCAAUCGAGAUAGACCGAGCCAUAGGUCUCCAUGAGGAGGUGAUCGCUCUCUACCCUGAUUCGUUCCUCAUAAAGAAAAUAGCUUUCGCAAAUAUAUACGCACAGUUAAAUCAGGGCAUGGCCGAAGCUGAGCAGAUAUACCAGGAAAUGCUAGAACUGGACCUGGAACCUGCAGAGAAACAGAUGCUCUACAACAGCUACGCAGAACAUCUAUACCUCAAUUGUAGGAAUUACCACAAGUCGAUCCAGUAUCACAUGAAGGCUGCAGAGAUACCGCAGCACUCCCCCCAUCGACGGUACAGCAUCAGGACCCUGAAGAGGAUCAGGGACCGAGGCAGGAGCCACAUGUGUAGAGAAAUCCACGAGCUUCUGGAAAACCUGCAAAGCCCAUAGUGGUCUUAAAAAGCCCCGGUUCUUAAUCCAGAA
Etheostoma spectabile (orangethroat darter) is the source of this 1566-nucleotide messenger RNA. Its product is annotated as interferon-induced protein with tetratricopeptide repeats 1B. Lineage: Eukaryota; Metazoa; Chordata; Actinopteri; Perciformes; Percidae. Gene Ontology annotation, molecular function: protein binding. Bases 211 to 1533 code for a protein of 440 amino acids. Gene Ontology annotation, cellular component: cytosol. Gene Ontology annotation, biological process: defense response to virus. The record is from RefSeq and is a predicted model, not a curated record. The transcript has 2 exons.